AAUUAGAGGCCAGGAACAAGAAAGAGUGGCUUCCCAGGCGCACAGCUCAUGAGGCCAUGGAGGGAUAAGAGCCAGUCUCAGCCCCCUUCAGUUUCCUGCACAAAAUGGUCAAAGGGAGACGCUUCAACCCACCCUUAGACAAGGACGGAAGAUGGUUCCCUCACAUUGGACUAACACAAAAGAUGCCAGAAUCCAUCACAAGUACGAUGUUGAAAGAGUCCCACAGUCCACGUUUAUCUCGGCAAGUGGAGGAGAAGCUUCCGCCCAUCUACAAAUUGCGGGAGAAGCAAGCAGUAAAUAACAACUUCCCCUUCUCUGCUCAUGACAAUCGUCACAGCUUUCAAGACUCUGGGUUCUACUUUGACUCUGUGAGUAUUUCUCCCCACAUUGCUAAAAAGAUGAACAGCAACAUCAGGGCUCUUGAUUUUCUGAGACCUGGUGAAGAUUGAGGACUGGCCUCAAAAUUGGAGUAAAAUUAAAGCCUCAUAACAGGUUACCGGGGG
Capra hircus (goat) is the source of this 503-nucleotide messenger RNA. It is a transcript of the gene TEX36, whose product is annotated as testis expressed 36. NCBI's taxonomy places the organism in Eukaryota, Metazoa, Chordata, Mammalia, Artiodactyla, Bovidae. The record is from RefSeq and is a predicted model, not a curated record. Bases 105 to 449 code for a protein of 114 amino acids. The transcript is spliced from 3 exons.